CGUGGCACUGCUCAAACUGGCAUAUAAAAAUUUUACAUUUCUUGGAGAUCAAUAGUGUUGUCUUACUUGUAGAAUUUUGAGAAUUUAAUUUAGUUGAGAAUUUAAUAUUGAGAGUUCCAGUUUAAUACCGUAUGGGCUGUCUUUGUUCUUGCGUGACUUUUACCUUCCUUUUGUUCAAAUCCCGCUGACGUGAAAUGGGUGAGUUAAGACGUCAAAAAAUCUCUGCAGUCCCGAAGCUCUGUGUACCCAACUAAUUAUCAUGCUUAGUGGACCAUCACACCUUGAGUUAUAUUAAAUUGGAUCCCAAUUUGGGAAGCAUCUUAAAUAUUAAUAAUGAACUACCUAUGGACUGUCCUUAAGCAAUAAAAAAUAAGGCUGUUACUGAGAACGCAAUGUUAUAUUAGACAUUCAAACCCAAAUGGUUAAUACUUUGGGACUUUCUUAGCAAUAAGUAUCUUCAAUUCGAUGUGUUGAGUUUGAUGUUUAAUGUUACUGGUAGUCUAUUAUAUAGUGAAAUUUUUUGUGUUAAUAUUCGUUAUUUUAUGCAGAAUUUCAAUUUUCUUUGAUGAAUUACAUUCACCCCACCUAUGUCUCUCAAAAAGCCUCUGGAGAAAUAUUGAAUUCUUUUUGAUCAUUUUUUGUUAUGGUUUGAUCAAAAUAUAGCAUUGGGUUAGUUUGCUUAUUAUCGUGUUUCGAAUAAAGACUAGAAGCAAACAGGCAAAAAAUAUAUAUUUAGAGCAAAACACUCAAUCUUUUCCUUUUCUUAUUUUUGGUUAGAUGAGUUUCUGAACUUAGUUCAUUUUCAAAAAGAAGUUUUUCUAUUAGUAUAUUUGCCGAGCUCGUUUCCAUUAUCUACUCCAGCACUUUACUGUCAAUUAUAUUGGACAGCAUUUUCGAAGCGUGUUUUAAUUAGAAGUCUGCUUUUAUUUCCACCAAUUUAGCUGAUUUUAUCCUUAAAUUUUACUAGACUGUCAUCCUCGUUUCUAAACGGACAAUUUAGUACAAUUUUUGAUUAUGGCCUGAAAAUAAAAUUAUUAUUAUAAAAUUAUUAUAAAAUACUGGUUGUUCGUUUGUAUUCGGGUAUCAAAAUUGAUUUGUUGAUUUUAAAUAUGAGUCAGAUUUCGUCACCAGCAGAAGGUCACCAAGGGGUCAAAUGCGAAAAUGAAGAUACAGCUGCCGAGAAGGAAGUUCCUCCUCAAAAUUGCUGUUUUGCAGGGUCCGCCCACCAUCCCCACUCCCCCUCUGCCACGCCCUUGCCCUCCUCUCCAGAGACAGCGACAACAGCCUCUGCCAUUCAUCAGCCGGAACAGCAACAACAAAAGGAGCAGCAGGAACAUCAGAUGCAGUUGCAGCCGGGAGGGGGAGGAGUAGUGGUGGACGGAGUGGGCAAUCGCAGACACAAAUGGCCCAGCCAGGUGGACUAUGUGUUGUCGCUUAUGGGCUUCGCAGUGGGACUGGGCAACCUCUGGAGAUUCCCCUACCUCUGCUUCAAAAACGGAGGAGGUGCGUUCUUCGUGCCCUACUUGCUGUUCAUGUUCACCUGUGGGGCCCCCCUCUUCUUCCUCGAAUCCUCCCUCGGCCAGUUCACACAGCAGGGGGUCCUCAAGUGCUGGAACAUCGUGCCAAUAUUCAAAGGAGUUGGUAUCUCCACCAUGUUCGCUCUGCUGUACCUGAACAUCUACUACGUGGUCAUUCUGGCCUGGAUCCUGUUCUACAUGCUGGAGUCCUUCAAAGACCCCCUUCCCUUCUCCACCUGUGGCAACUCCUGGAACUCAGACAAGUGCCACACAGUGCAGCAGAUCAGAAACAGUUUCUCCCCCAAUAUCACACUCAGUGUGGAUGAGUAUUGGAACAAUCACGUGUUGCAGCGGGACCAAUCCAGUGGAAUUGAUGACCCUGGCUUCCUCAAUUGGCAACUGGCUCUCUCCCUAUUUAUAGUCUGGGUUGGCUGCUACUUCGCCGUAUUCAGGGGCAUCAAGAUCAGUGGGAAGAUAGUGUACUUCACGGUGCUGUUCCCCUAUGUCCUCAUCUUCUGCUUCAUCCUCAGGGGACUCACUCUUGAGGGCUCACUGCAGGGCAUAGUGUUCUACCUGAAACCAAACAUGGACAAGCUAAAAGAAGCACAGGUGUGGAUAGAUGCAGCCUCUCAGAUCUUCUUCUCCUACGCAGUCUGCUGUGGGGGGCUGAUCACUCUCUCCAGCCACAACCACUACAGCAACAACGUCCUCAGGGAUUCUAUGAUAGUGAUAGUGGCUAACCCCUGCACCAGCAUCCUAUCUGGCUUCGCUGUAUUCUCCGUGCUGGGACAUCUCUCUCACGAAGCAGGAGUUCCCAUUGAGGCGAUCACUGACUCGGGGCCUGGUCUGAUCUUCAAAAUGUACCCAGUGGCAGUGAGUCUGCUGCCCCUGCCCAAUGUGUGGUCUGUCCUCUUCUUCUUCAUGGUGUUCCUCCUAGGAGUCGACGGACAGUAUGCAGCCGUGGAGUCAUUCGUCUGUUCUCUGCUGGAUGUGUUCCCCCAGUUCCGGAAGACAUCCUCCAGACAGGCCAUGUUCACCCUCGCUGUCUGCCUCGCAAAAUUCAUAGUGGGACUCACUAUGGUCUCGAAGGGAGGUAUCUUUGUGUUCAACCUGUGGGACUGUUAUGGUGCCAGUGGUCUCAUCUUCCUCUCCAUCGGACUGUGCCAGAUCACUCCCCUCAUGUACUGCUACGGAUUCAGCAGGUACAAGCGUGACAUUGAGCAGAUGGUGGGCUUCAAGUCAAUUUUGAUCUGCUGGUUCAAUUUCUGCUGGACAUUUCUAUCCCCUGUCAUUAUCAGUGCCAUUCUGGUGUUUGCAAUCUACCAAAAAAUGACUUCGCCCUCCGAGUUCAAAUAUGCAGACUAUGUCUACCCAGUUUGGGCUCAACUAAUCGGCUGGAUGUUCAUUUUCACUGCCCUGAUUUGGAUACCCCUCUACGCAAUAUACCAUUUAGUCACAACGAGACUACUUCCAACAUCUGGAUCGAGAGCCACACCUGAUGAUGCUGAUGGCCAAGAGAGUCGAGAUCUGAAAGUAGACUCAACUAAUUGUUAGGUCUCCUUUUAUUCUGUCCGUCGAAACAUCAGAUAAAUCAAUUGCUAAAUUACCUUCAGUAUAAUUACGUAAUAUCGUAUUUGAAGCUGAACUCAUGUACAGUACAAGGAAGUAGAUUGUUAUCUGUAAUCGAUGCGUCAGCUGUAAGUUAUGCGGCAUUUUAAUUAAUUGUGACCUUUGAUAAUCGAAAUCAAACAUAAAUUAAUGUGCAUAGUUUAAAUAGUAAAAAAUAAUUGUGCAUCAUUUGAAGAAAAAAAAACAUUUUUUGGGAAUUUUUUGAAACUCGAAUUUGAUUGGGUUCAAUAUUCCUAUUCACCAAUCGUCAAAAACAUUUUUUGUUACCCAAAUGGAAAUGACAGAUAACAACAAUGAAAAAGGCCAUCAAUUGGGAUUAGGGUGCACACUUUUAUCUAAAGUCACGGCCAAGUUUAAAAUGAGAAAAUUUUGAACGAUUUUUGGACGAUGAAUUCUUUUGCUAAUUAGAAGACAUCCUGCUAAUGAUGCUACCAAGCAGAGUUUUGAUAAAGCUGGUGCCAUCAAGAUAAUUUUUGCUGCUAGAGUUCUACUUUUAUGUUACACUCUAAUCUAAAUCUCCUUCUCUGUAAUUUAAAUACGCUUGUUUUGUCAAAUUUUAUGUAAUUUGAUUCGAUCGACUGUAUUGUAUCGAUAUUAUUUAUAUCAAAUUCAGCAGAUAAUAAUUUAUCACAAAUUUAUAUA
Molecule: messenger RNA, 3788 nt
Organism: Symsagittifera roscoffensis
Lineage: Eukaryota; Metazoa; Xenacoelomorpha; Acoela; Convolutidae
Product: sodium- and chloride-dependent GABA transporter 2-like
Exons: 14
Coding region: 1110-3071 (653 amino acids)
Biological process (GO): sodium ion transmembrane transport
Cellular component (GO): plasma membrane
Molecular function (GO): gamma-aminobutyric acid:sodium:chloride symporter activity
Source: RefSeq, a predicted model, not a curated record